Molecule: messenger RNA, 4842 nt
Organism: Pocillopora meandrina
Lineage: Eukaryota; Metazoa; Cnidaria; Anthozoa; Scleractinia; Pocilloporidae
Source: the annotation of a GenBank genome assembly
CGAUAGUCCUGUUGCGAAACGAGUACCUUGAUCGUUGAAAUUUCGUCACUACUGUAAAGGUCAUCUUCCGUUAGGUCUGAUCAGGAACGCGGAGUUUCACAGAGGCUUUUAUUUUCGCUGUAAAAUGAGCGACAGCGACGUAAAAUCCACAAGGCCAUUCAAACAGCGGAAAAGUUUUGGUAAACCGAUUUGUCUUGUUUUUUGCCUACACGCAGCUUUGUUGAUGUUUUGUUGCAGUCCUUGCGAUGCAAACCUUAAGAGACGCUGCUAUCUUUUUUAAUUUUAGUCAGUCGGAGAGAUGAAGUUGCUGGAAUCCGAGCCAAGUUCCCGUCAAAAAUUCCUGUGAGUAAUGUUUUGCAAGUAAUUUGAGUUUUGAUUUAGGUAAAACUGGCCAUCGCGUUUCUUGGUAAACAAAACUGCAGAUUCACAUUUGUAACCUUUUGUUGUAGGUUAUAGUCGAGAGAUAUCACAAAGAAAAGGAUUUGCCGCUACUCGAUAAGACAAAAUUUCUCGUUCCUCAAGAGCUAACUAUGAGCCAAUUCGUGACAAUCAUUAGGUAAGUUGUGGUAUGAUAGUCUGCAUGUUUGUUAUUUUGCAACUCGCUUGUUUCAGCUCGAACGUAACUUGCUUUGUUUCAUCUGGUCCGUUUUGAAUAAUCAUCACGUCGCAGCUCUUAAACAAGGGUCGUUUAUGUUAAGUUAGAAAGCUAUCGAAUAACUCUUCGCUGACAGAUAAGAACGCUUAUACGUUUGGUAGAGCGCUCGAAAAGUGCACUUUUUAGUCAACAUUCUAGUAUUGAUUGGAUUCCAAGCAGUUCAAGACACGUCUCAGAGCAUCACAAAUGCGCGGUGGUCGAAUUGGGAAAUUAAGUUACAAGGUCACGUAAGGUCAUAAAAAUAGUAUCGGUGAAGAUAACUCGACUUUCCACGUGAGACAUAUUCAUACGGAUCUUCUUACGCCAAGCAAAAGCAUGCUAUGACUUCAUGCAUGUAUCGGUGCUUAUGUGAAAUUUAUAUGAAGUGUUGCUCCUAAAAUGGAUAUUUUUUAGAAAAUGACUUGGGGAAUGAUCCUCUAACCUCUGUCAGUUGACCUACAGGUUUUGAAGAAAUGCUUCAAUUUCUAAUCUAAAUAGAGGUAUUACAGUAGACUUGUUUAAUCUGGUAAAUUACAAAUGAAAGGCUUUUGUUCUCAAAACGUCAUUAAGUAUGUUAUCUGCCAAGGAUUGUCUUGGUCGUCAAACACGUAUUAUUUUGUUUUCGUUUAUUAAGAAUUGCAUCGUUAGCAAGUGUAAAUAAUUGUGUUUUCUUUCAAGUCUUAACAUGAAUGAAAUGAUGAAAAAAAUUGUUGGGUAUUGCAUGUAUGCAAUACUAACUUUGAUCCUGACAAAUAUUCAAAAAUUUUUUGUAAAUAGUACUUAAGCUCUCCAGUAUGUCAUAUCAUGUCAGUAUUUUAGUUUUGUUUCUUAUCUGUGGUUAGUGACUCUUCCCAAAACUAAAGGGGAAUUUGAUACAUCUUUUGCUUUUCAUUGUGAAUGGAUUUGAAACAAACCAUCUUCAUGAUUUUCUUACUAAUUUGGUUUAGAACAAGCUGCAAAAACAUGUCCUGAUUUUGAGUCAGUCUCUGUUUGAGUAGUUGUCAAUGUGAAGUCCAUUAGAGAUAUUGAAAGCUGUAUGAAAUAAGAACUAUAGAUAAACAAGUUAUCUACAUGGCUGAGCCAAAAGAGGAAAAAGCAAUCACUGAACUUAUUGCCAGCUUGAUAUACAAGAUUGCUGGAAUCAUUUACACUACAGUAUGCAAAUUCUUUGCUCUGUUCUCCUUACGUUCCCAAGGGUGCUAUCAAGGUGGAUUUGUGUAACAAUCAAGAGCUUAUUUAAUUGGUGAUCAUUUCCUUUAUUCUUGUGACCUUCAUGUUUGAUUCAGGGGUGAUCUUGUAGGGAGAAGUUAGAUUCUAGUCUCUAGAGAUCAAAGUUUAAAUUAAUAACUAUAACUCAUGUGUCUUAAAGAGUAAUUGCAUAGUUUCUUUUCCAUUCAACUAUUUUUAAUUGUAACUUAUUGUUGUUUUCUUUUUUUUCUUUCUUUAGGAAUCGCAUGUCAUUAUCAUCAACACAAGCUUUCUACCUCAUUGUAAACAACAAAAGUUUAGCAAGCAUGUCUAUGACAAUGGCAGAAGUUUACAAGGAAGAGAAGGAUGAAGAUGGAUUCCUGUACAUGGUUUACGCUUCUCAAGAAAUGUUUGGCUCAUGACAAGCAUAAAGUGAGAAAAGGAUACUAAUACAGACAUAAUGUCACUGGGGAACAUUUCCUUUUUAGAAAAACAGUUCAGAAAUAGAAGAGGAUUGAACAUUUAAGUCCAGAAUCAUCGCCUUAGAUAAACGUAAAAUUGUGAAGAGACUCAUGUAUUGUGUAUGUAUCCUUCAACAUCAGAAAGUUUUAUCAGUAUUCUAAAGGGUUCAAUUUGUUAGUUAGCACCAUAUCUUGUGAUAAUCUGUAGAUAAAACAGAGGUUUUUUGUUAACUGUUACCAUAAAUAGUGAUUAAUCUUCUUUGGUUGUCCUCCAGCAGGUGUGUAGUGAUUAGAUAGUAAAUAUGUAACUUUGAAUCUCUCAGCUAUUUCCAUGAUAUUUUGCUAAAUUUGAUAAAAAAAAAAAUUGGAAAGAAAUCAAUUGGAUGAUGUUUUAUCAACAAACAUUCCAUGCAGAUGUGAAGAUAAUUCCCAUGGCAAUGUCAUGAUGUAUUAGGUGGUGCUAAUUUUCUACUAGAUUUGAUCUUGGUCAUUUUGUCAGUGUUGGUAGUGUGGAAAAGAGCAAAUAUGUUCCAAUGUGUCAUGCUGGGGAGAUGAUCUAUUUUUAUCUCCUUCACUUAUGUGAAAGUUCUAAGGGGAAUUUCAUACAGUAUCUAUACAAUUUCAAUUAUUGAGAUGAUACAGAACUAAAUUUUUUCUGAUCAUAAACAGAUUUCAAAAUCUGCCAAAAUGAGAACUUGCCCAUUUUCCCUUCCCCACAAUGUCCUAAGUCAACACUUGCGUCCUCUUCUAUCGGCUAUUUUACCAAUGUGGUUUUUUCUUGCCUCAAGUCAGGUUAACAAAGUAAAGGUGAAGUCAAGAGACAUUAACUUUUCCUUCAUUCAUGGUAUUAAGAAAGGAUAUAUCAUUAAAAGUCAUUACCUAGAUAUGCUAGGAAUUAUUUAAAUUUAUUUCUAAUUUAAAUGUGUAGCAUAUAAGAAGGUUAUAAAGAUUAUGAGAAUGAAAUCUAACUUAAGCUCUUAUUAAGUAGUAGUAACAUUCAACUGAUUACAGGGGUUUCCAAAAAAGCCAGUUUCUAAUGGUUUACCACUGUUUAUGAGACCUCUAACUGCUGUAUGUUAGCCUGCAAGCAGACUCAUGUUUGGGUUUUGCCUUACAGCCCCCUUUCCAGUCAUUAAGCUCUCUUUUCCACCAUAAGCAGCCAUUUAUGGAAAGAAGUCAUUGAAACCCUUGUGAUUAUGAUAAUUAUUAGGCUUUUAGUUUUACAAAAUCUUAAAGAAGAAAUUUUAAAUGUAUUUAAAUUUCUGGUGUGUAUGGUUUGAGAGUUGAUAUUAUAAUGUGUGAGUUUGGUUUUCAUAUGUAGAAAUAAGUAUGUAGUUCUUGUGAUGGAUUGGGCAAGAAUACUUGUGUUUCGUGAAUUUUUCUGGCAUGUUUUGCCUGGAAUUAAUGUAACUCUCAGAUUAUUUGGAAAUAAUAUUCAAGUAGAAUUGCACCUACACACCAAUGCUGGUUUUACAGUGUAACUUAAGAAAAUGCUUUCUUUUUCUACAAACAUCUCAUCACCUUGAUUUAAAAGGGAAGUUUGUGAGGUAUUAACCAGAAAUAUCUAAUAUACAUUACACUUACCAAGAAAAAAUUAACAUGUGAUUUAUCAUCCCCAAUUUUGUUGUUUCAUGUGUGCAUGCAGAAGCUAAACUUUUAAUUGAAUGUAUCUUGCGUGUUAGACUUCUCAGCUUUUGAAUUUCUGACUUCACUCAAGUAAUGAGCAAAUUGUUGAUCAUUAACACAUUAUGACAAUAGGCCAAUUUGCAGUUGUGUACUUAGUCGCCAAGCCUUUGAUUUGGAGUGAGGCUGAAGCUGACCAUAUUGUGAUAGAGACCAAUAUCUAGUUCACAUGAUAACAAAGUAUUUGAUAUCAAACCUGCUACAUUUGAAAGGCAGCAAGGUUUGUAUCAUAACAGGGUCAACUUAGCCUCACUCCUGUUCAAAGGCUUGGCAACCAAGCACUCAGUUGUUAAAUGGACUACUGGGAGAUAGAGACUCACUGUUGGCUGGAAAAAAACGUCUUUUGUUUUUGUGUUUGUUUCUUCAAUUGCUUGUUUUUGAACUCCAAGCACAUAGUGAGGUUAUUUGGGUUGCUGAUGGAAUUUUCCCUAAUAAAGUUUAUCUAGCAGAGUCCAAGUGGGGAAAGUUAAUGUAUUGUGAGUAAGAAAGUACUCUUGUUUUUAUAUGGUAUAGCACCAUUGUAUUAAAACCAUUCCAAAUCUUUAUCUUACUGUUAAGUUUUUGAUUUGAAAUGUCCUUUCAUUCUGGCAAUUCAUAAUUUUCUUAGUAUAUGUGAAUUUGUAAGGCUUACUGAUCUAUUAUAUUUUGGAGGAUCCUGGGGUGGAUACAUUUGAGACUAUGUUGAGGAAAAACAGUUGUAGUUUGAAAUGCAUCUUAAAUUAAAAACACAAUGCUUGGCUUGAUUAAAAGAACUUGUAAAGGUCUAGGUGACCCUAUGACCUUGCGUACUCUUUAUUGCUCAUUGGUUCACUCAAACCUGGAAAACAGUUUCGUGGUGUGGUCUCCCUAAACAAAAAGAAAUAUUGAUAAGCUGGA